CUUCUUUACUGUCAGUGGUUGAUUCUAAAAGGCAGAAGCUAUCCACCAUUUUGAUAUCUUCAUUGCCAACUGUGGGAAAAAUGCCUACUUAAAUUUGGAGCCAAAGUGAUUGGAAAUAGCCAAAGUGUCUUUUAACAACAAGAACAAUGACAGUGAAAUGUGACCAAAAGGAAUGCAGAAGAGCCCUGAGUAAAGCAAGGUUACAGGUCAUAAGCCUUUGGUUUAUUGCAUAGGAAUGAUAAAGAAAAUAUUGUAAAUCGUAUUAUGACCACUACAGCGAGAGUGUCUCUGAUAAUACUGAGGGGAUCUCUUUACCGCAGUCUCCUUAUAUCAUUCAGUGCACUGAAGAUGUUACCUAGCCAGGUAAUGAAACGUUUGCAAGAAAACAACCAAGCUCAGAGAACCCCAAGGACUCCGCAGUUCAACCCUGAGCUACACAUACUUGCUUCUAUUGGAACGUGGGCCUCUGAUGGUCCAGUGUUUAGAAAUUGGGGUAGAGCACAGGGGGCCAGAAUGCUGAAUUGGUACUAAACACUAAGACUGCAUUCCCCAAGAGUGGCCCACCCCCGACGCCUGUACUAUCUCCCUCUACCUGCCACUGCUGCAGUGUUCCUACCAAUCUCCCAAAAACCUCCCUUUCCCCAGAUUCAUGCUGUCCCAACACCAGACCUAGGGGCUCCAUCCACUUCCCUAUCAAGCAUUAAUUAACCAGAACUAGCCUGGGUCACUGGGCCACUUCUGCCUUCAAUGAUUCCAGCUCCCCAAGCCAACAAUUCCUCCAACCAAUCCUCCCCCCCGCAAACAUCGAUUUGCCCCCCCCAGCUCUCCACCCAUUCUCCCCAUAUCACUAAGGGUGCCCAUUCUUCCCAAAAGAUGAGUUACAGCCUACUGCUUCCCCCCUCCCGGUUCUCACUAGGGAAAGGGCACCUACAGUGCCACAGGUGGUGCAACCCAACCUUCUGCAGUCUACUGCAGUCCCAACCAUCCACAGGCCAAACAUUCUGAGAUCUACAAGCCAGAAUCUUCUAGGAGAAGACAGAGAAUCCACGAGGACAGGCAGACAGCCAGGAACAACCAUGGCUGCCCCUCCAUCCUCUCCAGGUCCAGUUGCUGUGAGAUGGAGACAAAAUGGCCACUGCACUAGGUGGGAUUACACAGUAGCAGCAGGACCCAGGCCAGACCAACAUCUCCACUGGACCACUCCUGCUUCAGUUGCCAAAAGUCCACUGAUGUUGGGUACCUAAAGCCUCUGGCAUACCUGACUCUCUAGGAGAUCUGCUGCUGCCUGAUCCUCUGCAGCCACCUCUGCAUGCAGUAGCACACUGCCGGUCUCUUCAGAGCUGCUGGCUUGUCCUCGUCACUCCACCAUGCAUGAAGCAGCUGAUUGGCACAUCGCCAGCUGGGCUCUGCUGCCUUUACUGGCCUGCUGGAGGACUCCGCUGCCAUCACCAGUCCAGCAGGAGGUCAGGCACUGAAUGCGUCCUGCUCAGGCUCCCCCAUCACCCAAAGGCCCAACAUGGAGCUUGGUCCGUGCUGGCUCGGUUGGAGCGCAUCUCUCCUGUCUUGCUUUGUCUGACUUGGGAAAACUCUGGAAGAGCCCUCAGUACAGUCCAUAGGACCCUUCCACAGCCCCCCACCCUCUGACAUAGUGCACCCUCAAAACAAAACCUCUGGCCCAUCCAGCAAGCAACACUGGUUUGGGUGCCAUGUUGGGAAAAAUGACAACAGAAGUUUGUUAUUUACAGGAUUUAAAGGCUCUUCUGAUUAACAGGCCCUGAACAGUUCCCCCAAAUCCAUAAUUUGGAAUUGAAGCAAUAAUUCAUCAUCCAGAGGGAUAAUCCAAAUAGUUAGAACAGUACAGUAGUGUUCCCAGGUGCAAUGUAAAGCUGUGAAUGCUGGAGUUUGAGAAAGAGCAGGCAGUGAGAUGUGCCACAUAUGGGGAAUCUCUGUGUCCUGCACUCAUAGAAUCAUCGAACGCCAGGUUGGAUGGGACCUUGAAGAUCAUCUGGUCCCUACUAUUAGCUAGCCUCCUUUUGAACUUUUUAAAGAAACUUUGGGCAUUUAAUAAUUGAAAGUCUGGGAAAACUUGCUUUGAAGGAUAGCUUGCAACUUUUUUGAAAAACAAAUAUAUGAAAGCUGGUGCUUUGCCCCUUUAUAGUUGACCUUUAAAAUGAAAAUAAAGAAUAAAGUCAGGCGCUCUGCAAGUAGACUGACGUAGCACGAAAUAAAAAGAAAUGUGCAUUUCUUAUUUUUUCCACUCAUUUAAAAUGUUUCCCGCCUACAGUCUGAAAUCUGAAGUUACAAAAGCAAUCUUUGAGAAAGCCUUUGCCUUAAAUCUUGUUCACAUUCCGUUUUCACACAAUAGAAGAUUAUUUACCCAACAGAGAAGAAUACUGAUAAGGUCCACAAGGCUAAAAAUAGGGCUCAUGUGGACAAAGAGUCACAAUGGAUAUUUUGUUAAAGAUCAUGGGGGGAAAAAAUUGCAAAUCAUAUUCCUCUAGGCAAGCCAGUCAGGACUUCCCCUUUUGUGUUUCAGGGGAUUUUCUGUCGUUUUGCAUUCUGUUCCUUGGGACAGAUAUAUCGUAUUGAUCUAUUAAUCGAUUUAUUUACUUCCAGAGAGUAUGAUGCUUAAUGAAACAACCAGGAGAAGGCUGAUGUGAUGUAUUACUGAAGUUCAAAUCUCUGUUCAUCCAUGAUGUUCAUUUGGUGAUCUUUGGAACAGUUACUGUUUCUCAGCUUAUCUCACCUUAGAGGAUCCUCUUCAAGGAACAGUCUUUGAAGGCAUUUCAAAAAUGGUGGCUCAUCAAAAUGUGUCAAUCUUGGUUUCCAGGAGGUAGCAUAUCACCCCCGUGUUGAAACAGCUGUGCAGUCUGAAUCUUGGGGGCUUUUUUCUAACAUAGACAGCUUGGAAGAUGCCUGGGGAAAUUACAGAGACAGGAGGAGAUUCGGGAUGUUGUGAUCGUUUGACUCCUGAGGUGACCACUGCAUCUUCUCCUAGGAGUCUUGAUGCAAAGAAUGCAAGAAAUGCUGCUCUCCUACCUAAGUGCAUUACAGAAAAAAAGUUCACUAUAGCAGUUGUUGUUCUAGUCACAGUUUUGAUCAUUGUUAUAAUUUCAUUGGCUGUUAAAAAAACACCAAUAUUUCCGCCUUGUCCUCUUCCUGUUAGGGCUGCCUGCCCAGAUUCCUGGAUCGGAUACAGAGGAAAAUGUUUUUAUAGAUCAAAAGAAGAAAGCACUUGGGUUACCAGUUCAAAGAAUUGUUCCUCAUUUAAUGCGUCCUUGGCUGUGAUUGAUACUAAGAAUGAAUUGCAUUUCUGGGUAGAAUUUUUGCGUCCCUCUCAUUACUGGUUUGGCCUCUCGAGAAAAUUUAAACAGGCUUGGAAAUGGUCCAAUGGCACAGAGUUUAAAAAUCAGUUUCCAGUGCGAGGAGAAGGCUUGUGUGCAUAUGUGAAUGAAAAAGGGGCCAGCAGUACUGUAUGCUCCACAGAGAAAUAUUUUCUCUGCAGCCAGCCAGAAAGUUGUACCACGGGUGGAUAACAUCACCUCAUCAAAAGAGGAGAGUUCGACUAGCAUUCAUUGGAGAAGCACGUGCACACACAUCAUCUCUCCUGGCACACCCGUAUUUGGUACUUGCCACAUAGGCCUUAGUUGUAAUCCUGAGAGUCCAAGUGCAUCUUCAGAUCCUAGCUUAACAAAGCUAUUCUGUUCUUCAUCUAUUCUCCCUUGUGGCAAAUUUUACUUCUCCGAUGAAUCCACGUUACAUCACUGCUUCCCACCGUGUUACGUGCUUCAGCUGUGCAAUAACCUCAUCUCCCUUGCGCUCCUCCCAUAUCAUCAUCUUUAAGCUGGCUAGGGAAAUAUGGGGAUCAAAGUUGCUGAGAAACACUGUUUGAGAGCAUCAUUUGGCAUCUAGAAGUCUGUUAAUGCAUAGGGAAGGCUAGCCCUUCCCUGUUCCACCAUUUGGGGAGGAAAUUAUAUUGGUGAUUGUUUAUGAAGAUUCUCAGUCAUCCAGGUGGAAUUGUCUGGAGGUUGAGUCAGGGCAACUGGACUUC
Molecule: messenger RNA, 4051 nt
Organism: Python bivittatus (Burmese python)
Lineage: Eukaryota; Metazoa; Chordata; Lepidosauria; Squamata; Pythonidae
Source: RefSeq, a predicted model, not a curated record